CUGGGGGUAUAUAGACGUCAUUGGGUGGAACAUGUUGAACUAAGAAGCAUGGUAAUAAUCUGUGAAGAAAUGGCAGUAAAAAUCCAAAGUACAGAAUAUUGAAGAAAAAAAGAAUGGAUGAUAAAAUUGAUUUUAGAGUUGCAUUAAUUGCAGGUGGAGCUGCUGGGACUUCAGCUGAUAUAAUCUUGUAUCCAUUGGAUACGAUCAAGACCCGUCUGCAGAGCCAAAAUGGUUUUAUUGGCUCUGGAGGUUUCCGUGGAAUAUAUUCAGGCUUAUUCUCUGCUGCUCUUGGUUCCGCACCAACAGCUGCCUUAUUUUUCUGUACAUACGAAUCAACCAAAUAUGUUACAAAGACUGUGAUUGGUCCAACAUGGGAACCGGUUGCUCAUAUGUCAGGAGCAACAGUUGGGGAAAUUGCAGCAUGUUUAUUACGGGUUCCUGUAGAAGUUGUAAAACAACGAGCUCAAGCCACGUCUGGUAUUUCAUCACUCUCAUCUUUAAGAAAAACCAUAGCAACCGAUGGUCUUUCAGGUCUUUAUAGAGGUUUUUUUGUAACCGUUUCUAGAGAAAUACCAUUUUCACUGAUCCAAUUUCCACUGUGGGAAAUAUUUAAAAAAUCGUGGAGUAAUAAACAACAACAACCAAUCAAAGCAUGGCAGUCAUCUUUAUGUGGUGCAGUAGCAGGUGGAAUUGCUGCAGCAUUAACAACACCUUUGGACGUAGCAAAAACUAGAAUUAUAUUAGCACAGAGUGGUAGUAUUGUUGCUAGUGGUAACAUAAUGGUGGCAUUAAAGGAAGUCUAUUUACAAAAAGGUUUUACUGGGUUAUGGGCGGGAGUGGCACCAAGAGUAAUGUGGAUUUCUAUAGGUGGCGCUGUAUUUCUUGGUGUUUACGAGAAAGUUUGUAUAGAAGCUACAAAAUAUUAUUCUUGAUGAUUUAUCUGUUGUGUAGGACAGUUAGAAGAAACAUAUAGGUACUAUAUAAAAUAUUAUACUGCACAGAAGAGAUGUGAUUUCGCCGUAUACAUUCCGGACCUGUCCUACUCUAUAUUCCAAACGUCCUACCAGGUAUAUGCCCAAUCGGACAUCAAGAUAUCUGCCAGUGGACACAGUCUACGGCAGCUGUAUAUAAUAUAGAACUAGAUGUGUAUAUAUGUACAGUGUAAAAUAUAGUACUGGACAAGAGAGACUAUAGUUUCCCUCUGUAGUGUGUAUAAGUACAAUAUAAUACUGGACAAGAGAGACUAUAGUUUCCCUCUGUAGUGUGUAUAAGUACAAUAUAAAAUGCCAGACUGGACAAAGCAAGUUUUAUGUGAAUAACGCUACUGAAUUGGUUGAGUUAACUGACUUUAUAAAAUUAUUAGAAAUAAAUAUUAACACAGUGAGAGAUAAAUCCAGCAAGAUGAAAUGGCCGUGAAGCUGAUAUCCCCAACCUGCCUCCAGAGGUUCAACACUCUGUCCCAAUUGGAAUCAAAGUUAUCGUCUUCAAAAGUCUCAACCAAUGAAAUCGCUUAGCGUUAACGGGAAAAAGAUUAUCAUCUAAAUCAGUCAAGACAUUCACCUACACCGAUAAUGAACAGACAGACAGAUAUAACAGCAAAUUUACCAGAAAAGGAUGGUACAGCUGGUUGAUUACAUCUCUCUAUGGUAUAAACAGAUUGUGCUGUUGAUGUGUGAUCUUUAUAACAUGCUGUAGCUGAUGUAAAUCCUGCUUCAUCACAAUGACCACUAGAACUCACUCUAAUUUCAAAUCCGGUUAGUCUGGAUGCUUUGGAAACAAAGCAGAAACUAUCAUUAUAUUAUUUCCUGGGCGAUUAUAAUAUUUGAUCAAACCCACAGUAUGAAAGAGAGAGAGAGAUGCGUGUGUGUGUGCGUGUGCAAACUCAUGAUCAGUCAUUUGAUAUUGGGCAGGUGACCCUACUCCUUGUCAUGUUCAAGUGUGUGAUUGAAACCAGGCCACUUGACUCAAUGGCAGUCCAUAUGAUCUAUAACGCAUCCCUGGCUUAAGCUGUGGGAGGGACCCAGAGAAACCCCAGGUGGUUGGGCAGGCGACCCAACUCCUUGUUUUGUUCAAGUGUAGGAACGAAACCCCGCCACUAGACUCAAUUGAAGAUCAUAUGAUCUGUAACCCAUCCUUGGCUCAAUGUAUAUUGUCAGUUGUGAAAGUGAAUUAGAUUAGAUCUUGAAUAAUACCAUGGUCUACUCUGUUGAAUAUCUUCAUACUGUGAAGAGGGUAGCGCCAAUCGCCCUACAAUACAAAUAAAACUAUGAUAAAAUUAACAAAUUAAAAUAAACUCAGUAAGGCGGGGCGC
Patella vulgata (common limpet) is the source of this 2311-nucleotide messenger RNA. Its product is annotated as mitochondrial S-adenosylmethionine carrier protein. NCBI's taxonomy places the organism in Eukaryota, Metazoa, Mollusca, Gastropoda, Patellidae. Gene Ontology annotation, molecular function: S-adenosyl-L-methionine transmembrane transporter activity. Gene Ontology annotation, biological process: transmembrane transport. Gene Ontology annotation, cellular component: mitochondrial inner membrane. The record is from RefSeq and is a predicted model, not a curated record. Bases 114 to 932 code for a protein of 272 amino acids. The transcript is spliced from 11 exons.